Moesziomyces antarcticus is the source of this 2454-nucleotide messenger RNA. RefSeq lists its product as uncharacterized. Bases 1 to 2454 code for a protein of 817 amino acids. The record is from RefSeq and is a predicted model, not a curated record. The transcript has a single exon. NCBI's taxonomy places the organism in Eukaryota, Fungi, Basidiomycota, Ustilaginomycetes, Ustilaginales, Ustilaginaceae.
AUGGCGUUUCGACGAUGGCAGAGCUCGCUGUCGCCGCUUGGCCGCCUUGGAGCAGCUGAAACGCAGCUGUCUGGAUCUAGACUGGCCUCAAGGCCGUUUGUUGGCUCCAGCUCGGCGCUGUCGGCAGGUGUGCCCGACUUCCUCGCCCCGGCACUGUCGCAGGGCCCCGCCCGCCAUCGCAGGCAAUAUGCCUCAACGUCUGCAGCCAGACCCUUCUCCAUAGAGUACACGGCCCCUCAGACUGUCCCUAUCACGACACGGUCAACUCAGUCGCUCGAGGCAGCAACGGACAUUCCAGACCAGACCGACUUCAGCUCGUUCUUCGACACCGAAGCCUCCACCAUCGGUUUGGCCAGCGCCAUGGCCCCACUCGAAGCCGCCCGGGACGAGCAAGACAUCAAUCGAGCAGCCGAUCGGAUCUACAAACAUCCGCUUCUUGCGCAAGAACGACGCCAUGCUAAACGUCUGCACAAGAAGCGCACGCCUCCGGACGAAUCGUGGUCGUGCAAGCUUCCAUGCAACGAGCACUUUGUGCUCAGUCUGUUCAGCACCGCAUUCAGCAUCACCAAAGCCAGCGGCAAGCACGACGUGCAAGCCGCGAGCUGGACCGUCAUCCGUACGCUGCAGGCCAUAGUCCAAGCUGCUCAUGUCACUUCCCUCUCUCCGGCCUUCCUGUGCGAACUCGCUGGCUAUGCGCGCGCCGAAGCGGCCAGAACGACGCUCAAACUGCUACUCAGCAUGAUCGACGACCGCCUCGCGUCUGCCCCCGCGGCCAACGCCCAACUCAGCCUCUCGGACCGCGACCAUCUUUCGCGCACCCUGCGACGCCUCAUGAUCGCUUUUUCCGAACUCGGCGACUUUGACCGCACGCAGAAAUGCUUCGAGCUGCUGCAGAAGCAUGCCCUCGACACCGACAUUCGCAAGUUUCAGUUCAAGUUCAUCGCGCUCUGUCAGAAGGUGUGGGCGCGGUCGGAUCACGCAGACCCCAAAUGCAUCGCGAACAACCUCGAGUAUCUGCAGCAGCAACUGCUCGUGCUCAAGCGUCGGAUGGACGAGCGCGACAUUGCGAUGGACGACACGUUUCUUGCCACCAUCGUACACUCGUUCAGUGCGCCGUUGCGCACCCACGGCGUUGCGUCCUUGUCGCGCGACCAGGUAGCCGGCAUGUUGCAGGUGGUUCGUGCCAUUGCGGCGCGCUCCAUAGAUUCGGGCGCCGAAUUGGCCACUCCGCCUCGGCUGUUUGGUGCUAUUGUGCAGGCCGAGAUCGAUGCAAUGUCGCAUCUCCGCACACAAGGACGCUCGCGUUUGCAGCCGCCUCGCCGCAUAAGCACGCUGAUGCACGAGCUUCAAACGAGGAAGCGUCCGCGCACCAGGAGGAUCGUCGGCAUGCACGACCGCAAGCAUGUCGACGAAUGGCGACUCACCGAGCUCUUCCUGCGUCUGCGUCUUGCGGCUGCUUUGGGCGACAUGAGGACGGGAAACGAACUGCUCCGCGAGCUGUUUGCGAUCAAACCGCUCCAGCCAUCCACACCGAGCGCGAGGGAUCUGCUCAUCAAACAACGCAGCUCCGUCGUAGCGCUGUUUUCGGCAGCGAUGCGACGUCGGCCUUUCACAUCCGAUGCGGAUGAGGCGCUCGCCGUACUGCGCAUCGCAUUCGGCUGUAGCAGUACCGACUUUCACGAGGUGUGGACAGGUGUUCAGCGACCGCCCAACUUCAAGCCAAAGUCGAGCGACGAUGCUUGGCAACCCUCGACCACCAUCCUUCGGCUGUGGCGAAGGUGGAUUGGAGCAUGGCGCGAGGAUGCUAUCGCUCACAGUCAGCGAACCGAUCCCGAGACACUCUCACCCGUGUCUGGUGAGGCAGUGGAGCAUCUGGCGGUUGGAGGGACGUAUGCAUUCAAGAAUCCAUGGCGCACUAUGAAGGACGCCUUUACGAUCCUCGACAUCAACCUGACGCACUACGAGGAGCGCAAUUCGCACGAAGAUCGACGAGCACGACGUCGAUUUGCGUUUCUCUUUCGGGACAAGGUCGUGCUGGACAGCGUCGUGCGCGUCUGUCUCACAGGUGGACGCAGGCGCAACGGUGUUGGAAUGGACCGAUUCGUAGACCGACGCUUGGACGUUUUGAUCCGCACCCUGGCGCGUGUCGAUGCACCCGCGCGUGUCUGGGAACGCCUGGAAGCAUCCAUGGUGCACCACCUCUCGCGCAUCGACCCGGCGGUCAUGCCGACCGAAAGAGUCGUGCUCCAAUUCGACCAGAUCAAAGCUCUCAAACGCAAAGCCUUGCUGCGCAAUACGGAUUUGCUCAAAGCGUACCGUGACCAAGAAACGACGCCCCAACAGCCUCUUGAAACUGGAUCAGUCACCGUCCUCCGACACAUGCUCGACCACCAACAACAACAGCAACAGCCGCAACCCCAACCUCAACCCACCAUCCAACCUUCCCUCACCUAA